UGUUAUGUGUCAUUGUCAUUUUGUUAUUGUUGUUUCCCGGAACUCGGCGUUUUGGUGUUUGAAAAUCUCUUGUUCUCUUGAGCCUUUCAUAUUUUACUGAAUCAAUAUAAUAAAGGAGUGGGCUUUUUAAUCAAGUUUACAUAAUACUAGUAUUUUCAUCACGAAUGAUUAAGAUUAAAGGAUAUUUGUUUCAAUGAGAGGUUAACCGGAGUUACUCGCCUUACCUCGAAAAUCAUGUCGAAUUCAUUAUUUCCAACUAAUCACAAGACAAUUUUUGUGUUGGAUCACACGCCGUACUUCGGCAUAUCCUCAGAGAAUCCUAUUGACUUCGAUGUUUCUAAGAAUAGAGGCCCAGGCUAUGUGCCUCUUCCUCCCGUGUGUAAAUCUCUAUGGACCUGCAGUGUCGAAGCCGCGGUGGAAUACUGCAGGAUUGUGUGGGAUUUAUUCCCUGAGGGUAAACUGGUCAGAUUUGUGAUAAGUGAUUCAGCAGCACACAUUCUCAACACAUGGGUAACAGUGCAACAGAACUUGACUCAUUUACUAAAUGGUCUUUGCCUGGUGGGUCCCGUGCGGAGAGGGGCGGGGGGCAAUGUGGUGGGCUUGUGUCCAGCUAUAGAAGCCCUUGGCGAACCAUCCCCUGCCCAGUCAACACCACCUGUUUCAGAGAGGCACUUUCAGAACAGAGGUCGGAUUAUCUGCAUAACAAGUGCCCGGGACGACAACUCCAUCCGGAGUCUGACGGAGAUUGCCAUGAACCAGCUCAUCCAGCAGAACAAGAAGGCUUCCAUGGCUCAGUCCACCACUUCCGAGUCAUCUACGACACCACAGCCAUUGAUGGUGCACUACUGCCAUCUUGUCAUCAUUAAUGUGACUCCUGAAAAACAAGAGACUCAAGUUACGAACCAACCGCUUACAGAGAUGGGCGGAGGGCUGAUGGGCGUGGAGGUGAUAGUGUCGCGCGCGAGCCAGCUGGCGACACUGCUGGGUCGACUCGUGUUGCCGCACUACAAGCUCGCCAUCACCACAGUUACUGGCAUCCCUAUGAAGGAGGAACAAAACGCGAGCUCCAGUGCCAACUACGACGUGGAGAUAAUCCACUCAGUGGAAGCGCACGCCGGCCUCCGCGCUUCCCAGACCGCCGCCGAGGCGCUCGAGUCUGUGGUGCUCCGCUGGUGGACGCCGCGCGGCGCGGAGGGCGGAGCCAGCGGCUGCAACGGGCCGCUCUGGCGUGUGACCCCGGCUGAUGUCGCCUCGCGCCCCUCGGCCUGCCUCGUCAACUUCUUGUUGAACGGAAGAUCGGUUACGUUGGAGGUGCCUAGGAAGGGCGGCGGCCGCUCCGCUUCUCACGUGCUGGCGGCGCAGGGCGGAGAGCUGUGGAUCGGGGCUCUGGGCGGCCGAGCGCCCCACGACGACCCGCCCGCCCUGUCCGAGGGCGCGGGCGGACGCGUCACCGACUAUAGGAUAAAAGAGUUCGGAGCGCUAAUGCAACAAAACAAGCUGUGCCCGCUACAAGGCGCCGGCGCCAACGGCAAGGCGCGGGCACGGUUGCAGCGACACACUACGUACUGGCCGCUGACUAUAUCCUCUACGCUUAUAUUUAAUCUUGGCUCGGUAAUGGAACCGCUAACAAGACUAGUCGUUCAGGAGAACCUCACAGAUGAAGAAGUAGAUACUUGCCGGGCCGUGCUACUGAACCUGCUGGCCAUGGAGUCCAGACACGAGUUCCCCAAUGCACAGAACACCUCUAAUGCCAGAAGCAAAUCCUCAUCCCGUCGCGAGGAGCAGUGGCGGCAGGUGUGGGGCGAGCUGCAGGCGCUGGUGCGCGCGCACUCCGCGUCCGCCGGCCACCGCGCGCUCCUGCGCACCGCGCUCGAGUGCCGCGCGCACAGCCAGCCUACAGACAGUGAAUCCCGUGCAUCAGUGAUCCGAGCCACCACGGACUCGCCGCUAUCCCCCACGGGGGCGGGCAACGGCUCUACUACCACUAGCGACGUGUGGGCGCCGCGGAACAUUCUAGACACGCUGCUGGGGGCGCCCAGGCCGUCUAGACGACCUGACUUCGCGGGCCGCAUGGCUGCUGGAGGCAGGGUGGCGACGUUAUAUCCUAACUUGCAGAAGGAUGUUGAGGGUUCUCAUUAGAUGAUUGUUUAGAUUACUUUAGAUAGGUUAAGCGGAAUUAGGAAUAAAU
Molecule: messenger RNA, 2188 nt
Organism: Plutella xylostella (diamondback moth)
Lineage: Eukaryota; Metazoa; Arthropoda; Insecta; Lepidoptera; Plutellidae
Gene: asun
Product: integrator complex subunit 13 asun
Biological process (GO): regulation of mitotic cell cycle; centrosome localization
Cellular component (GO): integrator complex
Source: RefSeq, a predicted model, not a curated record